AUGUCCACCACACCAACAACGGGCCAUUCAUUGUUCGCAGCAGGUGUGGUGAUUGAAGUGAUGCUGCAUCGCGUGCUGCUGCGCCCCUACGCACCGAAAGUCGCGACCGCUGUCCGUUCCGCGCGCCUGCUACUUGCCAGAGCGUGCUCCUCUUCUGCGCUGCCAGAUGGAUGGGAGGCCAUCACACGCAGAAACGGAGAUGUGGUGUACUUCAACAAAGAACUGCGCAAGACUGUUCGUCAUCUGCCUGGUGUACGCUCGCAGAAUUCAGAUGAAGCAAAGCCCGGAUCCAGAGAGGAGAAGAGCGAAGAGCCACGUACGGCCACGGUGCCGCACCAUGAGAGCACAGGGAACGAACUCUAUAUCCCGAUUGAUUUCGAUGCGGCCAUGUCCAUCGAAGGUCAUGACUCGCAAGUGGUGCACAUUGAGCUCGAGCCCGAGCAAUGUCUUCGCGCGGAAACAGGUGCCAUGAUAUACAUGACCGAUGGUGUGAGUAUGGAGACGACUACUGCUGGAGGUCUGGGUGAAGGCGUGAAGCGAUUGAUGACUGGAGAAAACUUCUUCGUCUCUCGAUUUACAUACCAUGGCAGUGAAAAAGGCAAGGUAGCUCUCGGCACCAGUUUCCCUAGUAAGAUUGUGCAUCUACGCCUGAGUGACUUCCUUGGCGGGUCCAUCAUCUGCCAAAAAGGGGCAUUUCUGUGUGGCUCCGACACGGUCAACAUUGAAAUGGAGUUUACCAAGAAGUUUGGUGUCGGCUUUUUUGGCGGAGAAGGGUUUGUUUUGCAGAGGCUUACAGGUAACGGCGAUGUGCUUGUCCGCGCCUCAGGGACUUUGAUCACGCGCGAUCUGCAGCCUGGUGAAGUGCUCCGUAUUUCAAGUGGCUGUCUUGUCGCGUUCGAGCCCAGCGUGCACUACGAUAUCACAAUGAUGAAAGGAGCGAAGAAUGUACUGUUCGGCGGCGAAGGGUUGUUUGUGACGACCCUCACUGGGCCCGGUAAGAUCUAUUUGCAGAGUUUGCCAUUCGAACGUGUGGUUGGGGCAAUGGCAGCUCGAAUUCCUCGCAAUGGGCCAGGCGGCAUGAUGUUCCCGUUUAUGAUGGGCGGCGGCGGCGGCGACGGCGAUCAAGGCGCCAACGCAGGUGCAGCCGACGAGGCUGCUGGUGCAGAACCUGUUGUCGAUCGUGAAGAGAGUGUCGGUUCGGGAGAUACACGAGAUGAUUGGGACGCGAACGACAGCGAUAUUUACGGUGGUGGCGGGGACAGUGACUUGGGCAAUGACGGCACUUUCGACGACCUCGUUGAUGGCGGUUCCGAGGAGUCAAGCGGCGGUGGUAUCAUGGGAUUCUUCGACAGCCUGUUUGGCAACGACAAAGACUAG
Messenger RNA from Hyaloperonospora brassicae, 1377 nucleotides. The record is from the annotation of a GenBank genome assembly. Lineage: Eukaryota; Oomycota; Peronosporomycetes; Peronosporales; Peronosporaceae.